This is a messenger RNA of Bombus terrestris (buff-tailed bumblebee), 11925 nucleotides long. RefSeq names its product homeotic protein antennapedia (gene Antp). The transcript has 3 exons. The record is from RefSeq and is a predicted model, not a curated record. NCBI's taxonomy places the organism in Eukaryota, Metazoa, Arthropoda, Insecta, Hymenoptera, Apidae. Gene Ontology annotation, molecular function: DNA-binding transcription factor activity, RNA polymerase II-specific; RNA polymerase II cis-regulatory region sequence-specific DNA binding. The coding region runs from base 2008 to 3066 and encodes 352 amino acids. Gene Ontology annotation, cellular component: nucleus. Gene Ontology annotation, biological process: anterior/posterior pattern specification; negative regulation of transcription by RNA polymerase II.
GACCAGAGUGGUCGCAUCUCUCGGUUCAGAUAUACACGCGCAGCGCAAGCCCCAGGUCCGCGGUUUUCCAUGAAAAUCGAGGAACGCGCGGCCCACCCGACGCUGGCCAACGCAACUGUACCAGCUGAAUCGCGCGUCGAUCGUCGACGGAAUAAUGCCGCCGCGAGUAUCGUUCCGUCAUCGGUGACGAACAACGAUCAUUUCGAACCACACGUUCCACGAUCGUUUCGCGACCACGGUGUGCACGUGCGACAUGAUCGCCCGGAGAAAGAACGUCCGCUGAAUCCAGCCUAUCGCUGGUGUGUCCAAGUCUCUACAGAGGGAAGUGCGUCCAGUUAACAGAGACGAUCGUACGACGCUCUGAGGCAGCACACGGUGAAGUCAUUGGAAGAGAGUUGACGCGGUGUGUCUACCACUUGGCGAACAGAAAAUCUUUUAUCUGUCGCGUCGCCGGCGGAUGUUGUUACAUCGACAGGCUUCGCGGAUCCAAGCAGCUGCAUUCGCCUCACAAUCGAACACGAAAUACGAUCGAAUGAACCAGUCGGGUUCAUGACUCGCUAAGGCAAUCGCUCGCUUAUUUUUUAUUGUUAUUCAUCGGCAGACGGCUUGGCUGUAGCUGGCACUCGCGAUACGUUAAACGUUCCACGACUGUUUACUCGGUGGGAUUUUAUGCGAAACGUUGACACGAGUAGGUCGAGUGGUUUUUGCUAGUGUGCGGGCGUGAAAGACGUAAAGAAAAACACUGAGAAGUGACACGCGUAUUUGAGAAUACGGUACCGAUCGCGGAUUCUGUGAAACGGUGGUAGCGAACAGGCUCGUGUGAGAGAAGGGUGAUGGUGAUUGGACUCGAAUGGUCGCUUCGCGUCGUAGAGCAGAGUAAGUUUCCACGAAGGACACAUGUUUGGUGGACGGUGUCGCGUCGUUUCCACUCGAGGCCAAAUAAUUCGGUGCUGGCUGGCUCGGUGACUGUACGUGUUCACGUUCGGUCUGCCAGGACCACGACCACGAGCACGACUAGGGCCACGGGGCUGCCCGAGGAGGUGCCGGUGCGUGGAGGGAAUAACCAGCCACGACGGAGCCCAGCGCCGGGGCACGGACAACAAGGCCCCCGGUGCAGGGAAGAAGCCAGGCAGAAGGGGAAACCGGGGCCAGCGUAGCAGCAACGGCCCUGAAACUACAGGGGAACCUAGCUACCCCCUUGCACAGGGGGGAAACCAGGAGGAGACCUCGCCGACGGAGGCGACGGAAAAAGAAGCGACGGAGGUGUGGCAUAACUUCGUUAGCAGGGUGGACAGAGGAACGGAACGUGUCUGGAGCGGCUUGGCGUUUUGAACGAAGGUACCACACCGAAGAAGAACUCUGAUUACCAUCUUAUUCCCCCCCCCCCCCCCUCGUGUACAAGUUUUAAACCUGCCCCCUAAAUUAUCCCCGCAGCUUGAUAACUCACGGUUCUGUAGUGCUCCAGUUUCUAGUUUUUCUUUCUAUAUCGAUGAGUCGAGUGUGAUAAACGGGCAAAGGAACGGGACAAGAGUAUUAAAGAGUAUACAUAAUUUGAUGAUACGCUAAGUGAUUCACGGUGAUGUUGGUGUGAUACAAAGAGUGUUGCGCGCGCGCGUGUUGUCCGAGAGUGAGUGUGAGGAGGGAGGAAUCGCGCCGGAGGGAGGUGAUACUAUAUGUAUAAAUAAUAGAAAUUUAUUCAUGUAUAUGUAAGGACGUGUGCCAGUGUGUCCGUACGCAGGUAUUCGAGUACAAAGAAAGAAGAAGAAGAAGAAGAAAGGAAGAAAAGAAAUCCAACUAUUAAAAGUGAAGACAAAAAGGAACAUAUAGUUUGCCAGUACGAAGAGGAAAAGGAAGAAAGUAGGAGAGGAGAGGAGUAGCAGUAGGUGGAGAAUAAAUAGAAAACCCUGCCUAACGAUCAAAGACUAAGAAACGAAGAAGUGUGAGGACACGCAAGGGAAAAAAAAAGACCGAGGUGGCAUUAGAAGGUGGGCCAGGUGGGACAGUAGCAUGAGUUCGUACUUCGCGAAUUCGUACAUCCCGGACCUGCGUAAUGGCGGGGUGGAACACCCGCAUCAGCAUCAGCAGCACUACGGUGCCGCCGUCCAGGUGCCCCAGCAAACGCAGUCGGUACAGCAGCCAUCUCAGCAAACCGGGGAUCCAUGCGAUCCUAGUCUCCUACGUCAGGGAGUGCCUGGCCAUCACUAUGGGGCCGCUGGUAGCCAGCAAGAUAUGCCUUAUCCGAGGUUUCCUCCGUACAAUCGGAUGGACAUGCGGAACGCGACCUAUUAUCAGCAUCAACAGGAGCACGGCAGCAUGGACGGGUUGGGUGGUUACAGGUCGACGUCCCCGAGCCCCGGUAUGGGCCACAUGGGACACACACCGACCCCGAACGGACAUCCGUCCACUCCUAUUGUCUAUGCGAGUUGCAAGCUUCAAGCGGCCGCGGUCGAUCAUCAGGGUAGCGUACUCGAUGGACCGGACAGCCCGCCAUUGGUCGAGUCGCAGAUGCACCACCAAAUGCAUUCGCAACAUCCUCACAUGCAGCCGCAACAGUCACAACAUCAACAGCAGCAGCAGCAGCAUCAACAUCUUCAGGCGCAGCAGCAGCACAUGAUGUACCAACAGCAACAACAAACGCAGGCGGCGUCGCAACAAUCUCAGCCUGGCAUGCAUCCGCAACAACAACAGCAACCUCAGCAACACCAAGGGGUGGUCACGUCGCCGCUUAGUCAGCAACAGCAGGCCGCUCCUCAAGGUGCGGCCACUGCCAAUCUACCAAGUCCGCUCUACCCGUGGAUGAGAAGUCAAUUCGAGAGGAAACGAGGCCGGCAAACGUACACCCGAUACCAAACCCUCGAGCUGGAGAAGGAGUUCCACUUCAACCGAUACCUGACCAGGCGGCGGCGCAUCGAGAUCGCGCACGCACUCUGCCUGACGGAACGGCAAAUCAAAAUCUGGUUCCAAAACAGACGGAUGAAAUGGAAGAAGGAGAACAAGACGAAGGGCGAACCGGGCUCGGGCGACGGCGACACUGAAAUCUCGCCGCAGACAUCGCCGCAGGGUUGAGAGAUCCCCGAGGAGUGGAACUUCCAAAGAGGUCUCAUCUCUCUCAGGGUCGUUAAUACCUUGUUUCCAGCACUACCUCCUCCCCCUACACAUACAUACACAUAUAAACACAUCUGCCCCUACCAGCCCCGUCAGGUCCCCAUGCUAGCCCCGCCGCCCCCCCCCCCCCCAUGCAAGCCCCGAUACAUCUCCAAAUAUCAAAGCCCCCAAAACACCCACACGCCCAGCCCACCCCAAGCCAACCCACCAUCACCCCACUCAUACAGCAAUGACGCUUAUUUUGUCGUGUUAAUCAAGUUGCUCGUACCAAAAAAGGAGAGGACAACGUAAGAGGGAUAAACGGGAUAGAGACGAUCGUGGAAGAGAAAUGGACGUUGCCGACAGUGUGGAUAGAAGUGAAGACGUGAACAGAACGAUGACAAAGGGAUGAAAGGAUAAGGAGCGAGAUUGCGCGCGCCAGACAGAGCUGAAAAGAGAAGGAGAGGGUAGGAGAAGAGAAAGAGGGAAGGGAAUGCGAGAUAAGGCGAGGAGGUUCGAAUGGAAAAAAAGGUGCAGAGGGGACAUGGAACGAUGGAAGAGGAAGGAAAGGGAACCGGACGCACGAACGAGUCGGAUGAAGAUUUAUAGGGACGCGCGAUCUUCUAAUAAUCACGUAGUGGAAUGUCGAAGAAAACGGAGAAGAGCGAGAGGAAUUGGAUCGGAUCGGAGGAAAACUGGAUCACAUGCUAAUCAGAACCGCGUUAACCUCUAUUACAUUUAAUCGAAUGUAAUUGUACUAAAGCCUAUAAUGCUAGAGAUAAUUUGGCAGAGAAAGAACGACAGAGAGAGAGAGAGAGAGAGAGAAUGUGCGUGAGUGUGUGGUAAAAAAGGAGCGAGAAUGAGCGAGAAAGAGAGGAACAAAUAUAAGUACUUUAAAACGCGAGUGUCACGAAAGUUACGAAUCGGUCCUUGUAAUUGUAUAGUAGAGUAUGAAUGUGCGCCUGUGAAGACGUGUAAAGUGAUAUAUAUAUAUAUAUAUAUAUAUAUAUAUAUAUAUGUGUGUGUGUGUGUGUGUGUGUGUGUAUAUAUAUAUGUGUAUAUAUAUAUACAUAUAAAUAUAUAAAUAUAUAUAUAUAUAUAAAAGAAGCAAAGAGAGCGAAAGUGCGAGGUAUGCAAAUUUUAUCGAGCGAAUGAGAAUGAUGAGCGAUGACGAGCGAUAUGGUCGUACGGAUCCAGCGAUGGUGAAUGUUUCAUGGAUUAAACGUUGUAUUCGCGUGGAAAAAAAUUAUCCGUUAGGAAAACGUUUUAUUAUUUAUUCUCUUACACGUCGUACACGCGUAGAGUUCGUAGUGCGGUUAGGUCGUAAAAAGAAAGAAAACACUAGCGAAAAAGGACGGUCGUCCAGUCGUGUCUCUAUUUAGCGAGUAGAUGAACGGUUUAGUGUUCUUUAGAAGAUCGUUUAGAUAGGUUUUUCUCUAUAAUACCGCGGUGGCUCAGCGAGGGUUAUUUAGUAAUCGCGAACGUGCCAAGUGUGAUCUUCGAAUGUGUGUUUCUCCAGUGCCGGGAGGAUUCGAUAUGGAAAUGCGGAGACGAAGAGAGAACGGAACGCAGAGGAAGUUCCGGUAGAACGGCUGCACACUUAACGUUAUCUCUGGUUAAAGAACGAAGGUUGCGAAUGAAUUAAACAGAGAGGACGGAGCGAAGGAGAAAAAUCAAUGCGAUAUUCGAUUACGUUGUCGUGAAGCCAGUGAAAUAUCAGUGUGUGCUUGUAACGCAAUCCGUUGAAUUCCAGUGAUAUUACGGUGAUCCAUCGGAUCUGUCGAUUCGCCAGUAGUCUUGGCCAAUCACGAAUACGUCGAACGAAACGGGGGAUCCUUUUCUCCGGAAAGUGUGCUGAUCGAAUGAAUGAAAACAGUGCUGUAGGAGUGCGCAGGCCUCCGCCGGAGCAGAAUCCAAUCGACUUGACAUUUCUUCAUCAGUGUCGUCGUAAGGUCAGUUAAAAAAUUCUAUGCUUACUCGCACUUUAGUGUAUGUAUGUUUUUGUCCCGUCAUUAUUGCAAUUUUUUCCUCUUUAAGCGUUCCGUCAUUCUCUUCCAACUGUUUUUUCUUUUACAACUAUUAUCUCGAGUUUAUUCUUUCGAUCGCAUACUGCUUGAAGAACAUGUCAAAAUGAACCAUCUUUGUUUAUUCUCGUCGGGUGCGUAGCUAAAAGAUUACGGGUAAUAUAUCGCUGUGUAUUAUAAUUAUACAUUUUUUUUUUUGCAAGCAAAAAUACCGCGGCUACUUGAGUAAAAAGGUGUUUCCCAACAGUCCGGACCGAUUGUGUCAACAGACAAAUUAGCUUUCUUGUCAUAAAUAUAUUUUUUACUGCUUAUCUUAUAUUCAAGAUAUUCAAAUUGCAUUUCGAUUUAAAGGAGAGAUUUAUAAUGUUUACCAUUCGAAUACAUUACAAUAUACUUAAGAAAAUCGCGCAUUUUGUUGCAAACACCUUUCAUCAACGUAGAUGACGCGUCCGACUAUUUUAAAAAAAACGUUUUGCGUAUUUACGCAACAGUAUUUGCGUUCGCCUUGUAAAUAUUCGAAGCAACGGUGAAAAAAUGUAAUUCUUAUCAGAUAGAUCCUUGAUAGAACCAAAAUUCGAGGGAUCUUCAGGGGCGAGUGACCAUUAAAAAUUUACUACUGCUCCGCGAGAUACGAGGCCAAGUUACCAAGUGAUGUAAUUCGUAACAUAUUUUUGGAAUAGGAUGCUUUCGGCAUGAAACCGCUUGGCACCUUAACAGCGUUUCUAGGAAGCAGAGUUGUCGAUCGAAAACGUUAUCCUUAAUUCAAAGCAUCCAUCUUUCUUUCAAGUAAAAAAGAUAUUCAAAAAGAGCAGAAAAGUUUCUUCAAAAGACUGUACCCUUCAAGUUUACCGUAUGUUCAAUCAAAAUUUUCAUUCGUGCAUAUCUAAAGAAAUUAUUCUUCUGAAACAAAGAUACAACAUCAAAAUGGCUUUUUCGUUUAUUUGCAAGCAAGUAAAAAGAUUUUCAAAUGAAAUUUAAUAGACUUUUUAUCCUUUCAGUUUUGUUAUUAAUGCACGGUCACUAGUCACAUGUUUGAACGCAUGUCCAUUGUGACCCCAGUUUUCUUUCCUUGCAUGUUUGUUGAAAUGUAAAACGAGUCUAUUCAAAUCUUCGCGCCAAUAGAAACUGCGUUAAGUGUGCCAAGCAGUGGCCAAACGCACCAUCUGUCCGGGCCGGUCGAUAAAAAUGCUUGCGAUCGAUGACUGAUCGAUAACGCCGGAUUGUGACCUGGCCGAUGACAUCAUCGUGUCUACCUAUCGAGCCGAGGACACGUCGGAGAACUCUGCCGCGGCGAAUUCUUGUGCUGUGUUGUAAAACUUAGAUUGACAUAAUUUAGUUUAUACCUUGUAUACACGCAAUUUAAUGAUAUACGUAAUAAACGAUAAUUAACGAAUACGUAAUAAUGUAUAAACGAUGACGACGAUGAAAAGGCGGUAUUUAAAUGAAAUGGACAAAAACAGAAAACGAUAAAAAAAGAGAGGGGGAAGGUAAAGAAGAAUAUAAAUGUACAUAGGAGGAAAUAAUCUGGGGAUUUCGCGAAAUCUCGUUUACAUGUAGAUCGCACGGGUUCGAAGAAUGUUCCCGUGGGACGCGGAACGAUGUCCCGCGAACUUUCUUCCGGCCCGUCCUCGCAUUAAUGGGGAAAAAUAAAAAGGAGAAACGAUCAUGAAAAAGAAAAAAAAAUGGAAAAAAAAUUGGAGAUAUAUGAAACUGAUAUACGUAAUACAUGGUCCAGCUCGCGCACGCGCAUCGAUUGGGCACCGGCCGGCCUUUCUUUCUCGAGAGAUUUAUUUAUAUAUAACUUUUUGUCCUUGAGGAGCAACGAACUGUGAAAAACGGAAGAUCGUCGACGAUCGCUCGCUGUCUUUUGCGGACGGUUAUUCUUUUUUCGGGGGGAAGCGUGGAAACCCGUAUGUUUACGGUCAGAGGUCGUGAUUCUAAAUUGCUCGGGCAAAUUGGCGUCAAUUAAGCUCGAUAGCCCGUUGAGGGCCUCCGCGUCGUUGUCGGUAUAUAUGGGUUUUCGUGAAAGUUUUAACGAAAGAGGAACACUGGCGAUAAAUAACAAAUCUUUGAUUCUUGUUCUGAUCUACUUACCUCGAAUUAUUACAUGUCCUUUUUACCUUUAUGUCAUUUCAUUGUUCAAUUAUGUUCAGGUCAAGCAGUCGUGUAUAGUUUUGCGGGUUAGGAUAGGAUUAUCUUUGCCUUGUCGUUUACAUCGAAAGAUAUUUAUAAGAAGAUAUUUAUAUACACUAUUAUGUUUGUUAUUGCGUUUAACGCAAACUGUCGCACUUUAUUUGUUUAAUCAUUAAAUAUUUUCAAAACAUUUAUAGUAUAUGUGUAUGCAACUGUCAACCAUGAAUAUUUUUGUUUCGCCGUUUUCUCACCAGUAGCUCUGUCUGUCAAUCGAUAUCGAUUUCGAUUAGUUGUUCUUUGUCAUUCGAUUCAGUUUUCGACUCGCACGUCGCGUUGGUUAGCAAAUUUUCUUCCUUUCUUGUCGAAAAAUAAAGCGUCUCCUUCUGUGUUGUCGAUCACAAUGUUUGCGAUAAAUCGAUUAAUCUCAUAUCGUUUGGAUAUUGUUUUUGCGCGUUUCGCGGUAGAUAAGUGAGACAUGUGUUAAUUCUGACUGCAUUAAUCAGUGAUACCAUCUAUGUAGGCCAGGUAAUGGCCGGCAUUGAAGCGUAGGGUGCGGCUUUCGAGACAAAGGAGGUAUUUAUUACUCUUGCAUCAUAGUAUCAACUGUUACGACACGGUGGUCAACAGUGCAGGCGAAAUUUCACGCAUAAAUGCCUGCUUGACAAACCGUUUUCGCAGAGACUUCUCGCCGGGCACUACAUAGGUUAGCUACAUUAAUUCUCGUUGAAUGUUUAGUUGAUUGGCAAAAACACGUUCACAUUGUUGUGUCUCAAUUCAUGGUAGCAUAUGUUCAUAGCAGUAGGUCAAAUCAAUCGAUCAGAAAUUUUCUUAUUACCGUUCUUGCUUACUCAAGGUCCUGCUGGGUGUGUAGGAACAAGAAAAAUUUGUUUGGUCUUUAUUGGUAAAUUUAUCACCGGUAUUUCUCUUUCCAACGAUCAUUCGUGACACGUGGAAAAACAGAAUUGUGCAAUAAUUACGCGUCACCGUUCAACGCACGCAUUACUCAGAGUUCUAUAUUUAUUUAAUCACCCAUAGUUUAGGUAAAAUGCAAUUUUGGACGAAAGGGAUGAACACAAAGAUUUUUCUAAAAAAAAAAAAAAAAAAAAGAAAAGAAAAUCAGUGAACGUUAUGAAGUUUGUUACAUGCCGCGAGCGAUCGCCGUGAACGCCAGUUUAGCUUAAAGUGAAAAUUUUGUAUCCAUCGGAUAGCGAACACACACUACUACUUAGAGUAAAUAUAUAUGUAUAAAUGCGGCAAAAAAAGAGAGAUAAGGCGGAAAAGUGAAUUCCUAGCGUUAACUGGAAUGUGUAAAAUGCAAAUUAUAUAUUUUAUCUUUACUCUUAUAUAGUCGCGUAAAAAUUAAACAGAUAUACGUAAUUUAAACAAGAGUGAAAAAGAAAAAAAGAGAAGAAAGAUGCGAGAGUACCGUGAUUGUGUGUAGAGGUAAAGCGAAGAGGCAAGAGGAUUAAGUGGAGGGGAGUGAAGUUAGGAGGAAGAGAAAAAUAACGAUAGCAACAUGUGCGUACGUACGAAGUGAGUCACUAAGCUAGCGCUUAAUCGAUAAGGUUAACGUCUAAAGCCUAAGUCUUAAGAUGAUAAUUAAAUAGAAUUAAGGAAACGGGCAUAUCGGUUGCAGCGGGCGGGGGCGGUGGUCAUGGAAAAAACGAAAGAAACAUCUGGUCGAAAAAGUACUUUCGGUCGCCGUUCUAUGUACCAUGGGCAAUGCGCAAUUAAGUAACUAGCGUGGGGUUUGCGAUCGUGUAUAUAGUCAGUGUCUAUUUGGGGAGCUCGCAGACUCCACCUAUCGGAUAGAGGAUUUAAAACGCUUGAUAAGAAAUAAGCAGCUUUUGGUAUCCUCCAUAUUAAUGUAGUAGUACCGCGUAAUAUUUAUUGUUACUAUAUUGCGUGUAGCAAAAUGGAUUUCCUUUUGUUUUUCAAUAAUCGCCCAAUAAAUAUUUUUUACUACAUAUAUCGUGCGUGAUUCAAUAAAAAUCUAUAUACGCUCUAAACAUUCGUUGUUAUUGUUUUAAUAUGAUAUUAACUUGUGAAAUUCGACUUUGAAUGUAUAUAUCUACGAUAGUACGAGGAAUACUGUUGGAUAUAUUUAUUAUAUAUUUUGAAGCUCAUUUUUCCACUGGCUUACAAUGUUCUCAAGUAGUUCGGUACGAAAAACUAUAUUAUAAUUGGUAAAUAAUUAUAAACCACGUCCUCGCACGCCCAUGCGCCGAAGAGUUCCUGACUACCUGUCAGUCUCCAGACAGGUGUCGUUAGUUUCGUAUACCUUUCUAGGUACUGUAUAUCUAUCAAAAUAUGUAAAGAGAAAGAGGAAGGGUAGUCCAUCGCCUCUCUACUUCAGUCAAAGCGAAAUCCAUUAUUCCGAGUGCUGUAACUUAAAAACGUUCAUCAUGCUGUACAAUUCAAUUAACCGUCUUUUAUACGAUACAAACGAAAACAUAAAAAAAAAGGACUGACAGCCAAAACGAAAACACAAUUAAAAAUGGAUUUACAACUUCAUAUCGGUAAAAUAGAGGAAAAUUUGCUACGCUCGAUAAGGACAUACGCGCCGUGAUAUCCCUAAACUUCUGUUCAAUUACGUCGCUUUAAUCGGUGUUUUUCUAUUGGUUUUAUUUUUGAAAAAGAUCGUUGUAUAGAAGUUGAGUACUUAUGCUUUCGCCCAGCGUCGUAUCGUCUGAAUAAAAAUGUCUGAAUUAAAUGUCGCGUUUAAAAAUCUGGCUCGACGACUCGCUCACUAUACAUUCAACGCAUUUGUAAAUAUACAGGUAAUUGUAAAGUAACGGGUAUUGCUUUUUUCGGCUGCAAUUUGAAAAGUCGUCGUCAUUGUUUCAGAAAAAAACUUUUUCCAAUUCAACGAAAAGUUUCCUAGAACGCGCGGUCUCAUUCGUAAUAAUUCCGCUGUGUGAAGACUGAUAGACCCGGUAACACGCGACGAAAACGGUGUUUUACACGAUAACAGUUUAAAACGUAUCCGAUUAAAAUAGUAUUGCGAGGUUCGUGUGCUACGAAUAGAAUUUCGUACAUGUCGAGGUCGUCGUUUAGAGAAUUGAUUCAAGGUUUUUACUUCUAAAAAAAAUUCUAUCGGGGAAGAAAAAAAAGAACAACAGUACUUAUCGAGGGUGGUCCGAUUUUUGUUGAAACGCGGCGAUGUAAGUCCUGUGUCACGGGCCACGCUGUUACAAGAGAAGCAUUGUAAAUAAUUCCACGCGAACGAAAUGGGCGCAUCGACGAGGUUUUUUUUAUCGGCGGGGCAAUGUGAAAGGCGACGUCUGACGUCGUGGCAUUGAAUCGCGAGCCGCGACCACUGUAUACGAUACCGCGUAGGUAAAGUAGGUACCUGUUUAAUAGACUAAAAGGAUUACAAAGUAAUGGUAGCAGAGAACUAAUUAAUUACUAUUUAUUGAUACGGUACUGUAACGAUAUACGAGCAACGCCAUGGCAUACGGACGAUUCGACCACCUCCGAUGGUCUGGUUGCCUGUAACCGUGACGAGGAAAAUAGAGUAAAAGGAUGACAAUAUUAUUAAGAGCUGCCACGUUGUCGUCCCCAGAUGUAUGUACUUGUGAUCGCUCCAGUGUGUAGAGCUCUUAUGCUUUGUUUUCAAUAAAAUCUCGAAAAACAAUGAACAUCACAUUUUGUAGAUAUCUAUUCCACAUUUGUAGAUUUCUCUGUAUCAUUAUCUGUAUUUAUAGAUAUCGAUACUUACGGAUACCUAUAUUCACAGAUUCAUCCGUGCAAGUAGUUCGUACCAAUGCGAUUUUAUGAAUAGAGCUUAAGAUAUCGUAGUACUGGAAUUAUGUGCGUCAUCUUCUUUUUGGCUACAUCGACUGCACACUCGAGCCAUCAGUGUUACGUGGACACAUUGCUCCGACCGAACCGGUGGAACAUUCAUGUACAUGUUAUAUUGUACAAGAACAUAUUACACACGUACACACACAACAACCGCGCACGGACGCACGUAUACACAUACGCAAGCAGUACACGCCCAACACACAAAAAAGACCGGGUACAACGCAUUCGUUUGAAGCGGGUACGCGCGAUGCGGAAGAAAAAAAAGAGAAACACAUUUAGAUAGGGGUGUGCCUACAGGCCGAAAAAUAUGUAGGCAACGCCACUUUACCGAAGUAUAAGUGGAAAAGAUGAUAUAAAUAAAAUAAAUCUAUAUAUAUAUAUAUAUAUAAAUUAUAUAUAUUUAAAUAUAAAUAUGAAAUAUAAAUAUAAAUAUAAAUAUAAUAGUAUUACGAAUUACGAUAAACGUAUAUAAUUAUUUUGUAGUGUCCUGCAUUAUGUAAACUAAAUGUACACAUGAGAGAAAAAAAAAUGUAUGUCAGCGAACGAUGUUGAUUAUAAUGAUAAUGAUGAUGAUAACGACGAUGACGACGAUGACGACGAUGACGGCGAUAAUGAUGGCGAUGAUGGUGACGACGAUUACGAUAAUAACGAUACGAUUGCAAUGACGAACGAUAUGCACGCGAAUGAACUAUGUAUUAUGAGUAAUGACAGCGACGAUGACGAUGGGAAACGAUAAUAGUAUUAUACGCUAUCAUGUCGACGAGUCUAAACCGUAUUGUAUUAUAUUAUAUAAGAGUCUGUCCAUAUUAAUAAUAAUUAUAUUAAUUAUAAUAGCUGUGUUUGAAAUCGAGAAAUAAAUUGUGGUUGAAUAUGAAAA